This is a messenger RNA of Poeciliopsis prolifica (blackstripe livebearer), 3344 nucleotides long. RefSeq names its product platelet-activating factor acetylhydrolase 1b, catalytic subunit 2 (gene pafah1b2). NCBI's taxonomy places the organism in Eukaryota, Metazoa, Chordata, Actinopteri, Cyprinodontiformes, Poeciliidae. The transcript has 7 exons. The record is from RefSeq and is a predicted model, not a curated record. The coding region runs from base 476 to 1168 and encodes 230 amino acids.
CGGAUACAUUUGACCGUGGUUUUUCUUUUGACGCGUUUUGUUUAAUGGCGUGUCUGUCACGCUGCCGUGUGUCAUUAGCUUGGUAGCAGCUAACACGCUAACGCCAGAUAAACAGAGUUAAUGUGAUCGCUAAACACCCACCUUCCUCCGAGGGAAAGUGGCCUACAUCCGUGUUAUUAUUAUUAUUAUUAUUAUUAUUAUUGUAGCCGGGGCAUUAUGUCCAUUAUGCACUCUUCCGGUUGCCCAUAUAAGGAAGACGCUGUUUUAGGGCAGCUGAUUCAUUACGGAGGCAAGCAAUCGGUAUUUACAUUUAAAAGCGGGUAGAUCGCUGAGAGGGUGAGAGUCCAGGCUGAUUUCUCUGCAGGAAACCUCCUCUUGGAGAGGAUAUACAGAGUUCUGCUAGCUUUUAGCGAAGCGUCAGCCACUGACUGGUGUUGAGUUUGACCUGUUAACCUGCGGCGGGGUCACUUCCUGCAUGAUGAGUGGUGAUGAUCUGAACCCAGCUGCAGUUCCUCUGCCAGUCGAGGACCGACAGGGUGAUGGACGGUGGAUGUCACAGCAUACAAGAUUUGUGCAGGAGUGCAAAGAUGGCGAACCAGAGGUUCUUUUUGUAGGGGACUCAAUGGUGCAACUAAUGGAGCAGUAUGAGAUCUGGAAGGAGAUGUUCUCUCCUCUCCAUUCACUUAAUUUUGGUCUAGCCGGUGACACCACCUGUAAUGUGCUGUGGAGGCUGCAGAACGGAGAGCUAGAGAACAUCCGCCCAAAGGCGGUGGUUUUGUGGGUGGGAACCAACAAUCACGACCACACAGCAGAGCAGGUUGCAGGAGGAAUUGUUGCCAUCGCACAGCUGCUCACUAACCGCCUUCCCAAAGCUAAGAUUGUUGUCCUGGGUUUGUUGCCCCGCGGAGAGCAGCCCAACCCACUGAGGGAGAAGAAUGCCUCAGUCAACAGGCUCCUGCGCGCCUGGCUGCCACGGCUGGGCCAGACUCUGUUCUUGGACGUGAGCAACGAAUUUAUCCACUCCGACGGGACCAUCAGCUCCCAGGAGAUGUUUGACUACCUCCACCUGACGCCAACAGGUUACAACACCCUUGCCAAGCCUCUCAGUGACCUGUUGCUUCAGAUACUGGAGGAGACGCCAGAGGAGAGGAGGGCGUCGCUGGUUUAAGGGCUGUGAGUCCACCAGGAGAAAUGUCUGACUUGGAGUAGGAGAAGGGGCUCUAGAGCAGGAAGCUAGGUGUGGAGGAAGACGCUAUAGACACUGAUUGCAUUAGGAAGCUGUAAGUUCAAUUCACUGUAGCCACAGAUGGGGAAAAAUAACAACAUUGUACAAUGUCUGACAUUGAGCCGUAGCUCUGAAUAUAAAUAUAAAUCUGGAAAAAUGAAGAAAAAAUAUUUUUAAAAUUUUCAUUACCUCACCUUUGACUGUUUUGAUGAGCAAACUAAGUGAUCUGAAGUAAAGCCUAUCCAGUCACUUGGAAAGCUGCAGACCUUUCACUUUUACGUUCUAUUGUAAAUUUCUUGGUGUCUAAAAUCGGAUCAAAAACAUCACUAACCCAUGCCGUUGCAAUAUAAAGCUUAUGUAUAUAUUUGUGGUAUAUUGACUGAGAAGGCAUGGUUGAACAAUAACUAGGGCAGAAUCGCGUACUGUGAAAAGCGCGUGCGCACAGCAGUGUCAUUCUGGAAACCUUUGGGUCCCCCGUCGUAUGUGUAGUUCUGAAUCUAAAGACAAUCUGCAUGAAAUUAAAGCAAAAGCACAAUUUUUUUUUUUGCCUUUUAAAGCUCACAGUAGUUGUGUGUUUUAUCAUUUGACCCUGGAGAAAGAAGUGUUCAAACGCAGCACUAGCAAUCCAAAACUAAAUCACAAUAAUUUUUUUUAAGCUCUAGUAAAGAAUUGGAAAAAGCUGCAUUUGGACGAUCAUCAGAAUGUCUCGUGGUCAAACGAGAUGGUAGCGCAGCAGCAUUUGUGCAAAAGCAAACCUCAACUGUGUCGUUAGAAAUUAAACACACAGUAACCGUCUAGUAUCCUGCAAACACCUAUACUAAUAUAGGUCACUAAUGACACGAUGGCAUUCAGUUUUCCAAACACCAUCUGUGAAAUGUGAAGCUUCUUUCCCAUCCAGCACAGUGAUUUACAUUGUAUUCACAAAGUUAAAUAGUAAGUUAACAUCUUGGUAGUUGCAUUUAAAAUCAGUAUGGGCACAGAUUUAAAUGUACUGCUUGCUCUUACAAAAAAGAAAAGUAUGUAUGUAGUCGUUGCUACUGUUGUUUUUUCUCCUGCUGUGCGUUUUGUCCUCCUGUGUGCCGUUUGUUUGACAUACAGACAUGUGCCGGUUUGAGUGAAACUAUUUUUAUUUCCACAGCACACAAAUAAGAAGGAAAGAAAAUAGUUAUUAUUCACACAAAAUGACCAAUUAUUACAAUUAUUUCACAACAUUUUUGUUGUCCUGAUGCAUAAAAAUGUAGGCUACCUGCUCAAUUUUGUUGUAUUUUUCAGAAUCCAAUGUCUUUUCAUUUUUCUGCUCUUUGAAAAGUAAAUUAAGAACAAUAAACUGAUAUUGGGUGCUUAGUAUGACUAUCUACUCCACUACAGCCUCCAAUCAGCUGCUCAACACUUCCCAAAUUAGUUUUCUUUCCCUAAUGGUUGAAUAAGUCUUUCAGCCAGCUGACCAGCAGUGGAACGAGUUUGUACCACAGUAUAUAGAGCACAUUCUCUGAAGCCUCUUUAAAGACUUUCAACCACAGGAUUGGUAUGAUGGAAUUAGUCAUUUUGAUAAGUUUUUAAAAUCCUAGACUUUGGUAUCUGGCCCAUGCCUUGUUGUUUGUUUCAACAUAUUUUACUAACACACACAAAUAUUUGUCUAUCUCUAUUUUUUAGUUGUUUUUUUUAUCCCCAGUCAGAUUUGUUCAUUGUUGAUUUGUUUGUUCCUGACCCACAUGUAACCGACUUCCUGUGACCCGUUCAUUGUGUUAUUGCUAACAAGUGAUUUUUAGGCAAUAGGUUGAAUAAGAUCACUCUAAACGCUAAAAGCAAUCACAAGUAAAACACAUACAGAAUCAUUUGUCUGUGAGCUGAUGCUGCAGCUCCUGUUGCACAUCAAGUUAUCCGGCAUCACUGCUGUCUUACUUGCACAUGUGUGUGUGUGUUGCAUGUAAAUAGUCUGCGUGUGUGUGUGCCUUAAGUAUGUCCGGUGAGUCUGGUGCUGGUUUGUGUGUGUAGAAAGGAGCCUUGUUGUGUUGAAGGGAUCGUCAGAUUGUGUCUGUAUGAUGGAAUAUUUGCUCUGUUAUGGCUUGUUGUCAUGUUACUGAAUUAAAACAUUCCAAUAAAGAGGAAUCCAACCUUG